This is a messenger RNA of Canariomyces notabilis, 5112 nucleotides long. RefSeq names its product DNA topoisomerase 2-like protein. The record is from RefSeq and is a predicted model, not a curated record. The transcript has 3 exons. Gene Ontology annotation, cellular component: nucleus. Gene Ontology annotation, biological process: DNA topological change; resolution of meiotic recombination intermediates; sister chromatid segregation. NCBI's taxonomy places the organism in Eukaryota, Fungi, Ascomycota, Sordariomycetes, Sordariales, Chaetomiaceae. Gene Ontology annotation, molecular function: ATP binding; DNA topoisomerase type II (double strand cut, ATP-hydrolyzing) activity; DNA binding. Bases 1 to 5112 code for a protein of 1703 amino acids.
AUGGAUUCCGACUUCGACUCGGUCCUUGAUGACUACAAGGACGAGUCUGACGCCUACUCGCCAGAAGUGAAACCCAAAGCGAAAGCGGCUGCGAAAAAAACGGCGGCUGCAAAACCCGGCAGGCCGGCUGGAAAAAUGGUGCAGACAACAUUGACAGGCGGCAAGGUGCCCGCCAAGAAGCGCCCCAAACCGGAGAGUGACGAUGAGGAUGUGGGCAAUCUAUCAAGCACGCCACCAAACCUCAAAAAGCAGAAAAAGGCGCCAGCGAAGAAAUCAAGUGGGAAGCCCCUUGCCGAGAUCGAAAACGACAAGAUGCUCCUUGACGAUGACGAGCCCAUGGCGCCGGUAGCGCCCAAGUCGAAGAAGACAGCGACUGAGACCUACCAGAAGCUCUCACCGGUUGAGCACAUCUUGGUGCGUCCGGACACCUACAUCGGAUCCGUCGAGCGCAUGGAUCAAAAGAUGUGGGUUUUCAACAAGACCGCCCGUCUCAUGGAAAAUCGUACCAUCUCCUUCGUGCCUGGUCUUUACAAAAUCUUUGACGAAAUCCUCGUCAACGCCGCCGACAAUAGCCAGCGAGAUUCGUCCAUGACCUAUAUCAAGGUCACCGUGGACCGCGAGUCGGGCGAGAUCUCGGUGGAGAACAACGGCAAGGGCAUCCCGAUCGAGAUGCACGAAAAAGAAAAGUGCUACAUCCCCGAGCUCAUCUUCGGCCAUCUCCUCACGGGCUCCAACUAUGACGACGACGAGAAGAAGACGGUCGGCGGCCGCAACGGUUACGGUGCAAAGCUCACCAACAUCUUCAGUCAAAGAUUCACCAUCGAGUGCCAGGACUCUAACAACGGCAAGCGGUACAAGCAGACCUGGACCGAGAAUAUGGGCAAAAUGGAAAAGGCAAAGAUUACGAGCAACAAGUCCUCCGAUUUUGUCAAGGUUACCUUCCUCCCCGACUACAAGAGAUUUGGCAUGGAGAAUGGCAUCGACGACGAUCUGGAAGGGCUGCUCUACCGGCGCGUCUACGACAUGGCUGGCACCGUGUCCGGCGUCAAGGUCUGGCUAAACGGCGAGCAUCUCAAACUCAACUUCAAGACGUACUGUGCGCUCUAUGCCAAGUCGAUCGCCAAGGAACGCGGUGACGUCGCCGAUGGGGAGAGUGCACCGGUAGCAAAGGUGGAGUUUGAUGAGGUGAGGUCGAAUGGUCGCCUGUGGCAGAUUGGCUUCACAGCCUCGGACGGCACGUUCCAGCAGGUCUCGUUCGUCAACAAUAUCGCGACGACGUCGGGCGGCACCCAUGUCAACUACAUCGCCGACCAGAUUUGCGACGCCCUGGGCAAGGAGUUGACCAAGAAAAAGAAGGGCCACUCGCUCAAGGCCUCGCACUUCCGCAAUUACAUCUUCAUCUUCAUCAACUGCCUGAUCGAGAACCCUUCCUUCAACUCGCAGACCAAGGAGUAUAUGACGACCAAGCAGAGUGCUUUUGGCAGCAAGUGCCAGCUGACCGACCAGUUUUUGAAGAAGGUCAGGAUGUCCGAGGCCAUUGCAAACAUUAUGGAGUUUGCCGAGAGGAAGGCGGACAAGAUGCUAGCGAAGACCGACGGCAACAAACGCUCACGCAUUAGCAACGAGAAACUCGUCGAUGCCAACUGGGCUGGCACGAAGCGAGGCCACGAGUGCACUCUCAUCCUGACUGAAGGUGAUUCAGCCAGGGGUUUGGCUGUCGCCGGUCGUGCUAUUCUGGACCCUGAUCGCAUCGGCGUCUUCCCGCUUCGUGGCAAGAUGCUCAACGUUCGCGAUGCCUCGCUUGACCAGAUCAUGAAGAACAAGGAGAUUGAGAAUAUCAAGAAAUUCCUCGGUCUCAAGCACAAGCAGCACUAUACUGACACCAAAGGUCUCCGCUACGGCCACCUGAUGAUCAUGGCCGAUCAGGAUCUCGACGGCAGCCACAUCAAGGGCUUGCUUAUCAAUUUCCUUGAAGUCCAGUUCCCCUCCCUGCUUCGCAUCGAAGACUUCUUCCAGGAGUUCAUUACUCCCGUCGUCAAGGUUUGGCAAGGCAACAAUCCCAAACAGCCCCAGAACCUCAAAACCUUCUUCAACUUGCCUCAAUACGAGAGCUGGAAGGAGGCGCAUAAGAACGAGAUGCACAAAUGGAAGUACAAGUACCUGAAGGGUCUCGGUAGCAGUUCCAACGAGGACGCGCAGAUCUAUUUCACGGACUUGGACCGCCACCUAAAGAAGUUUGAAAUACUCAAGGAUGAGGAGCGGGAGCUUUUUGAGCUAGCUUUCUCCAAGAAGAAGGCGGACGCGCGGAAGGAGUGGCUCGGUAACUUUGUCCCCGGAACGUUUCUCGACACGACGGGGAGCAGGAAGACGUACCAUGAUUUCGUCCACAAGGAACUUAUCCUGUUCAGCAUGGCCGACAACAUGCGAUCAAUCCCAUCCAUGGUAGAUGGCCUAAAGCCGGGACAGCGUAAAGUCAUCUUUGGCGCCUUCAAGCGCAACCUGGUCAAUGACCAAAAGGUUGCCGAGUUUGCCGGUUACGUUUCCGAGGUGGCCGCAUAUCACCACGGUGAGCAGUCAUUGCAGCAGACGAUUGUCGGCCUGGCGCAGAACUACGUCGGCUCCAACAAUAUCAACUGUCUGGAACCGAGCGGCAACUUUGGUUCACGUCUCGCUGGUGGCUCGGAUGCCGCCAGCGCUCGUUAUAUCCACACGCGGCUGUCGCCCUUUGCCCGGCACGUCUUCUCAAAGCUCGAUGAGCCCAAUCUCGAGUACCAGAACGAUGAUGGUCGUAUGAUUGAGCCCAAGGUAUACGUUCCCAUCAUCCCGAUGGUCUUGGUAAACGGCGCCGAUGGUAUCGGCACGGGCUGGAGCACCUCGAUUCCCAACUAUCACCCGGUUACCAUCGUCGAGAACCUGAAGCGCCGCAUGGGUAGGCUCGACCCGGCGGAUCCGGAAGAAAAACCCUUUGAGCCCAUGACACCGUGGUUCCGCGGCUGGAAGGGCGUGGUGGAGGUCGAGGCCCCCAAUAGGUUCAAGUUUAACGGCAUAAUCCGACAGGAUGAGCAGAAUCCGAACGAGAUACACGUCACCGAGCUGCCAAUCCGCAUGUGGACUGAUGAUUUCAAGUCCAGGCUCGAGGACAUUAUCCGUGGCGAGAAGACACCCUCGUUUAUCAAGGACUACAAGGAGUUCAACGACCACAAUACGGUCCAUUUCAUCAUUGAAAUGGAGGACAAGCACAUCAAGGCAGCGCUUGAGGAAGGGUUGUUGGAGAAGUUCAAGCUCACCAAGACCAUCACGACCACCAAUCUCGUCGCCUUCAACACUCGUGGCCAGAUUCAACGAUACGACAAUCCGGAGCAGAUUAUGGAGGAGUACUACCACUACCGCCUCGAGAUGUACUCAAAACGCAAGAAGCAUUGGCUCGCUGUCUACGACGCGGAACACCGCAAGCUGCUCAACCAGUACCGUUUCAUCCAAGAAAUCAUUGACGGCAAGCUGGUGGUAUCCAAGAAGAAGAAGGCUAUCCUCGUUAAGGAGUUGCGCGACCGCAAAUAUGAAGCCUUCCCUCCCAGGGACGGGAAGAAGAAGUCGGACGAGGAGGCCAGCGAGGAUGCUGAAGAAGAGGAAGAGGCUUCUGGCGGCGCGCGAGAUUACGAUUACCUCCUUUCGAUGCCAAUCUGGUCGCUGACGGUUGAGCGCCUUGAGAAGCUUAAGCAGCAAAUCGCAGCCAAGAAGGCCCAGUAUGAUGAACUUGACGCCUUGAGCGAGAAGGACCUUUGGGUGAAGGACCUUGACGCCUUUGUUGCUGAGUGGGAUGCCCAGCUGAAACUCGAGGCGGAGAUUAAAACCGGCAUCCGGAGGAUGGGCCGCCGCGCAUCCCAAAAGAUCGGCGCUGGAGCUGGAAAGGGACGCCGUCUUCUAGACGAUGACGACUACCAGCCUGUGAAGAAGGCCAGGGCCAAGGCUCCCAAAGUAGAGAAGGUUGAGACCAAGACGCAGCAGAGGUUCACCGAGAAGUUCCAGGCAACAGCGAAACCCAAACCUCAGACCAAGGCCGAGGACUUGUCCGACGACGAUUUUGCCCUCCUUGGGAAGAAAACAGUUGUUAAGGAAGAAUCUCAGCCGUCUACUUCUCUCCCAGAGGUGACAGGAGAACGCAACAAGCGUUCCGCUGCCACUACCAAACCCAGCUAUACCCUGAGCGACGACUCGGACGACGACUUUAGGUCAUUGGACGAGUUCGUCACCAAGGAUGAUAAGCCCCAGCUGGCUUCGGAAGAUGAUGAAGUCAUCGAAAAACCGGCCAGGCGGGCUGCGGCAUCCAAAGCUAAGCGUCUGUACAUGGAGGAAGACGAGUCGGAAAGCGAGAGCGACGAGGAUGACAUGAAGCUCGACGAUGUGGGCGCCAUGGUCAAGGGCAUAGGAGGCCCUACCUCGAGCAGUGGCGGCGGGCGACUUAGUCUGUUUGCCAUGUCACGGCCAGAGGCAGGCGAUGCGGCCCUCACAAAGUUGAAGAGCAAGCCAUCCAAGUCCGCAAUGGACUUGGACGACCACGACGACACAAACUAUGAAGCUCUGGCAAUGUCGUCCCCACGGAAAUCUAGCGUUCCCACAAAGGCAGAUGAUCUUGACGGCUUCCUCUCAGACGAGGAUCUUCCCGCGGCCAGCAGCAACAAGCCGGCGGCGAAGUCUGCGUCACAAACAGCGAAGGGAAAAGCUCCGCUCAGCGUGGUCCCGGCCACAGCCAAGAAGCGGGGCCGUCCGGCUGGGUCGAAGAAUAAGCCCAAGACGGACGCGGCCCCGGCUCCCAGGGCCAACGCCUCCAAAACUCUUUCGCCAGCUGCCAAGGCGUAUGCGGCAAAGAUGGCCAAGCCCAGUAGGAAGGUCGUUAGCUCUGACGAAGAAGACGACAUUGUGGAUGCGCCGGUCAGGCCUGUGGCGGCCCCGAAGACAAAAGCCCGGCCCGGGCGUGCGGCUGCCGCCAAGGCGAAACCAAUCUACAUUGACGACGACGAGGAGGACGACUCGCUGCUGAGCGGUGGCGGGGCCGGCGGUCGUGACAAGAAGGACGAGAGCGACGCGUUCGAAUUCGAUGAGGACAGCGAUUAG